Armigeres subalbatus is the source of this 1965-nucleotide messenger RNA. It is a transcript of the gene PICK1, whose product is annotated as PRKCA-binding protein. Lineage: Eukaryota; Metazoa; Arthropoda; Insecta; Diptera; Culicidae. The transcript is spliced from 6 exons. Gene Ontology annotation, molecular function: phospholipid binding; protein domain specific binding; protein kinase C binding. Gene Ontology annotation, biological process: receptor clustering; regulation of Arp2/3 complex-mediated actin nucleation; positive regulation of receptor internalization. The coding region runs from base 111 to 1868 and encodes 585 amino acids. Gene Ontology annotation, cellular component: postsynaptic early endosome; trans-Golgi network membrane; neuron projection. The record is from RefSeq and is a predicted model, not a curated record.
UCGAUCGAAUCGAUUUUUUGCCAUUUCUGCAGUUCCGUGAUUUGAAUUCUAAUUUUGCUUGCAAUUAAUUUAAAAUAAAUAAGGAAACAUAAGGAUUAAACCAAUUCAACAUGCUACAAGAAUACGAGGAUGAUUAUUACCUCGAAGAGGAUAAAAUCGGUACUAGGAAAGGAAAUGACUCAUCCGAUGACAAAAAUUUUCUCAUCUCAGAUCCAAUCGAGAACAGUGAACCUUCGUUACUUUUCGAAAUAGAUAGACCCAAAUCGAUACCUAAUACCAGCAGUAUAACAACCAACGAUUCAGUUGAGAUGGAGGACUUGAACGACAGCACCGGACUGGGCAGAGUCAAAGACGAAAUCGCUUUCGCCACAAACGAUGACCUUCCGGAUCCGGUGUUGUACGCCGAUGGUUGUGUCGAUGACUCGAAGAUCAUUAUGCUUUGUCAGAAGCAAGAGAUGGAAAGGCUGGGUAUGACGGUCAGCUCCGGUACUGUGGUUAUAAAAAAGGAUACCACGAACCUAAUUGGAAUUAGCAUAGGUGGAGGAGCGCCUCUCUGUCCAUGUCUUUACAUCGUACAGGUUUUCGAUGGAACGCCAGCAGCUAGAGAGGGAACACUUCAGAGUGGCGAUGAGCUUCUCGGCGUUAAUGGCGCAUCCGUUAAGGGGAAAACUAAAGUCGAAGUGGCAAAGAUGAUACAGGCGGCUACCGAAGAUGUCACAAUUCACUAUAACAAACUACAUGCUGAUCCCACACAGGGUGAAACGCUGGACAUUGUGCUGAAAAAGAUGAAACAUCGAUUGGUAGAGAAGAUGUCAAGCGGCACUGCUGACACAUUGGGAUUAUCCAGAGCAAUUCUGUGCAACGAUUCACUUGUUAAACGUCUGCAGGAAUUGGAGCGGACUGAAGCUGUCUACAAAGGAUUAGUGGAACACGCAAAACGAAUGCUGAAAGCCCAUUUUGAUGUACUUCAAACAUAUCAGCAAUUCGGUAACAUUUUUGCUGCCAUUAGCGUCCGCGAACCGCAACCUCGAGCUUCGGAAGCUUUUAGGAUUUUUGGAGAGCUGCAUCGCAAUAUGGAAAAGGAUGGAAUUAAAAUGAUCAAAACUCUGAAACCCAUCCUCGCCGACAUGGGAACAUACCUACACAAAGCGAUUCCGGACACUAAACUCACCGUCAAGCGAUACGCAGAUGCAAAAUUCACCUAUCUCUCGUACUGUUUGAAAAUCAAAGAAAUGGACGACGAGGAACACAGCUAUGCCGCUAUUCAAGAGCCGUUGUAUCGCGUUGAAACGGGCAACUACGAGUAUCGUCUGAUCCUGCGCUGUCGUCAGGAAGCGCGAGUAAAGUUUGCCAAGCUCCGUAGCGACGUCCUCGAGAAAAUGGAACUUCUCGAAUGCAAGCACGCAAGAGAUCUCGCCUCACAACUGCGGAAAUUCAUUCAGGGUCUAUCGACGCUUGCUACGGAAACCGUCGAAAGGCUCGAGUCCAUUCCAAAUCUGUUCCCCAUUGAGGUCGACUUGAAAGCAAGUGCGUUCCAGUAUAAGUCUGCCCUAAAAUUCCAACCCGAAGAAGACGUCGAAGAGGAAGUGCAUCAAGCUGAGGAAGCAAUCGAAACGCCCGUUUUGGGUACCCGGAGUAGGGGUUGUGCAUCGAACAAUAAUGGAGGUGCUUCCAUGGAUCAACUGCUUUCUGGCUUCGAAGAAGUUGACCUUAACAACAGUUGCUCUGGAAACCCUACAGACAACACUGAUUUGCUAACAGAAUUGGGUCUAGCGGAUAUCGAUCUCUCCGUUGGAAAACCCCCGCUUGUUGGUACAAGUCUCAUGGAUGAGCUUUUAAUACCUGAGUUGGGCGACUUCGGUAAGUAGAUCGAUCUUGUUGUUAUGAUUUAUACCAAACUAAGUAAAGUAUUUCAGUGUAAUCCUAUAUAUUUGAGGCUUAAUAUAUGCAUUUAUUCGUGUUGUA